UUUGAAUUUCUAAGAGAAACGGAUUUUAAUAGAUUGUCUUGGCGUCAUUGUUUUGACGACAUACAUUUGAUGUCUGCUCAUAUCCCAAAUGAAUAUGACACACAUCCAGAAGGAACCUGCAUCAUGUUUUAUCAAAUAUUUCCAACUCUUGAAAACAAAUAUCUUUAUUUUCAAAUAUUAGAACCUGAUGUAACUCCAUUUCGGUAUAAUUUUGCUUGGUUGCAAGAGAUAGUUGCUAUGACACAGGACCACAAUGAUUUCUGGAUGAAAGGUAGUGUCAGUGCUUGUCCAUCAGGUACUGCGUGGAUAGAUUAUCAUAUCAAUGGCAAUGCUUUAUAUAAACUUGGUGACCGUGGCUUUGACGCAUAUCUUCGAAGAGUGAAAAGACGAUAUAUUCGGAAAAGAAACGGUAGAAUUGUCCAAGGAUGUUCGGGUACUUCCUAUGGAGGAUAUGACGUCUCUAUUUUCCAGUAUUUAUAUUCAUCACGUACUUUCGAAGAAUGGGAACGACCAUUCUCAAUUACUGCAACUUUCCUUUAAAUAUUGAAGAGAUUCCGUCCAAAUAUCCCAACACAGUGAUGAUU
Molecule: messenger RNA, 584 nt
Organism: Galdieria sulphuraria
Lineage: Eukaryota; Rhodophyta; Bangiophyceae; Galdieriales; Galdieriaceae
Exons: 4
Coding region: 70-540 (156 amino acids)
Source: RefSeq, a predicted model, not a curated record